Molecule: messenger RNA, 664 nt
Organism: Monomorium pharaonis (pharaoh ant)
Lineage: Eukaryota; Metazoa; Arthropoda; Insecta; Hymenoptera; Formicidae
Exons: 2
Biological process (GO): positive regulation of voltage-gated potassium channel activity; sleep; regulation of synaptic transmission, cholinergic
Source: RefSeq, a predicted model, not a curated record
UUUGUGUUCAGUUGUUCUGCCUUACGAUGCUGGGUAUGUGCUUCUAAUGUAAAUACCAUGUGUAAAGAUCCGAUGAAUACUUCAGAUCAUAAUGCUGCGUUCCAUAUAAGAACUUGCGAUCCAGGUCCCUACGGCUCUUCGAAACCUAUUUGCCGCAAAAUCGUCAAACGAGAAAUGGGCGAGCGGGUUGUCAUACGUCAGUGCUCCACUCCAUAUCAUGAUGAAAUGGACAUCAUUGAUGGCCAGUGCGGCAACUCCAUGACACAGACAGGACGUGAUGUAAUUGAAUCCUGCCACAUUUGCAGCAGCGAUUUGUGCAAUUCGGGAACAAUCUCCUCCGCGACGAGACUACUUUAUAUCAUCGUAAUGAUAUUUCUUGCCUUUACUUUCCACCAGUCGAAAUAUGUUCUUUAACUUUAUAAUAAUAAUCUAUAGUUAAUAAAAAAAAGAGUGAUUCAACGCGGUAACUACAAAUACUUAAUAUAAAUCUAUAACUAAAACUAACAAACUUUCAUUGCGAAAAAACGCAUUAUUUUCCGACUUUAUAGCGAUUUAAAAAAUUGUAUGAAAAGUACAUUAAUAAGGCCAAAACAACCUUAUGUAAUUUUCUUCUGGCUCUUAAGAGCAAUAUUACCUUGCAAAAUAAAUAAUUGGAAACGAAAAA